AUGGACAUUGAGAAGGUCGCUUCCCCCUCGGGGAAGGAUGAUGGCUACAUCCAGGAAAGCAGCGUCACGGACCAUGAGGUCGCACCGGUCGUCCACGACAUGUUUGACUUCCGCCACGACUAUCACGGCACUGGCCUGCGCCGCGAGCUCAAGCCCCGACACCUCAUCUUCAUUUCGAUUGGCGCCUGCAUCGGAACCGGCAUCUUCCUCGGCGUCGGCAGCAGCCUGCAGAACGGUGGACCCCUCGGCCUAUUCCUCGGAUUCAGCCUCAUCGCGUCCGUCGUCGUCUGCGUUAUGUUCAUGGUCUCGGAACUGGUCACCUUUCUACCCGUUUCGGGCGGCCAUAUCCGCCUCGCUGGUCGCUUCGUCGAUCCCGCUCUCAGCGCAGCUAUGGGUUGGUCGUACUUGAUUUGCUGGACAUUGAUCCUCGCUGCGGAGCUGAGCGCAGCCGCUGUGCUCAUCUCGUACUGGCUCCCUGCAAGCCAGGUCAAUCAGGCGGUGUGGAUCGCGGUCGGGUCCCUCGUCGUCCUCGCAGUCAACGCGUUUGGCACGGGCAUCUUUGGCGAGAUGGAGUUCAUCUUCGCUUCCAUUAAGGUCAUCACUCUCACGGCCCUUAUCAUCAUCUCGCUCGUCAUCACCGCUGGCGGCGGCCCUCAAGGCGAAUCGAUCGGCUUCCGGUACUGGCGCGACCCCGGCGCGCUGGUCCAAUACAAGGGUAUCCCUGGCGCCACAGGCCGCUUCCUCGGCUUCUUCAACGUGCUUGCACAGGCCUCGUUCAGCAUGAUCGGCGCAGAGAUGCUCGCCCUUGCUGCUGCCGAGUGCAGGCACCCUCGCAAGAUCCUCCCCAUUUGCAUGCGCACUGUCUGGGUCCGUAUAGUGGGCUUCUACGUCGUGAGCGUGUUUUGCUGCGGCUUGGUAGUUGCACACAACAACCCGCUCCUUGGCUCCUCGGGCACUGCUGCGGCUUCCCCCUACGUUAUUGCCAUCCAAGCGGCAGGGAUCAAAGUGCUUCCUUCGAUUGUCAACGCUGCCAUCAUUACCAGCGCCCUCAGCGCCGGCUGCUCGGACCUGUACACGACCUCGCGCUCGCUCUAUUCGCUCGCGCAGAAGGGACAGGCGCCCAAGAUCUUCUCUCGCACGCUCAAGAACGGCAUUCCACACUACGCCGUUGCCGUCUGCUGGCUCGUAGGCGCCCUCGCCUACCUCGGCAGCUCGAGCACCUCGGCCGAUGUCUUCAGCUUCCUCGUCAACCUCACGGCGCUCUCGGGCAUCCUGACCUGGUUCUCGAUUGCCAUCACCUAUAUCCGCUUCCGCGCCGGCAUGAAGGCGCAGAACCUGCCGCGCUCGAUGCUGCCGUGGAAGUCGCGCUUCACCCUGGUCGGCGCGUACUGGACGCUGCUCAUCGUCGGCAUCGUGCUCGUCUUUUCCGGCUGGGAAGUCUUCCGACCGGGACACUGGGACACGGCGAGCUUCUUCAGCAACUACCUGCCGCUCGCCUGGUUCCCCGCCCUCUACUUUGGCUUCAAGUACCUCUGGAAGACGCGCAUCAUCCCCGUCCACGAGAUGGACUUUGUCUCCGGUCUCAAGGAGAUCGAGGCCGACGCCAGGAUGUGGGACGAGGAGGACGCCGCCAAGGACAAGUCGGGCGUGCACAACAAGAUCAAGCGCUUCUUUGUCCUCUGA
Molecule: messenger RNA, 1683 nt
Organism: Pseudozyma flocculosa PF-1
Lineage: Eukaryota; Fungi; Basidiomycota; Ustilaginomycetes; Ustilaginales; Ustilaginaceae
Exons: 1
Coding region: 1-1683 (560 amino acids)
Biological process (GO): amino acid transmembrane transport
Cellular component (GO): membrane
Molecular function (GO): amino acid transmembrane transporter activity
Source: RefSeq, a predicted model, not a curated record